AUGGCUCGAUACUAUCAGCAACACGCCUGUGAUCUUGACAUCAAUGGUGUGGACCUAGAGGACUUCAUCGAGGAAUAUAUCGAGGACUACUACCGGGCACAGAGCAGGACAAUUCCAGUCCUCAAAUUUAUUGGCAAGCCCUCUGAGAAACAUGGGCACAAAUUUAAACGCCUUCUGCACCACUUUACUAAGAAAAAGCUGCCCGCUCAUUGA
Messenger RNA from Colletotrichum truncatum, 213 nucleotides. RefSeq lists its product as uncharacterized. The record is from RefSeq and is a predicted model, not a curated record. NCBI's taxonomy places the organism in Eukaryota, Fungi, Ascomycota, Sordariomycetes, Glomerellales, Glomerellaceae.